UCACAAAGCCUCCUAGUUUCGCGACCCCCUGGCAGCCGUCGGCAGACCUGAAUUAAAAUCCACUUGCAUUACCAUAGUUUAUUUCUUUGUCACGGGACAGCGUAGUUGGAUAAGGUGACAUAAUCCAGAAGCGUCUUCAGCUACAAUGACAGAUCAAGUAAAGGAGCUCGUUUCAAAGUGCCUGCAGGCUCGGGACAAGGCUUACUGUCCAUACAGCCGCUUCCCUGUCGGUGCGGCCGUGUUGACAGCAGAUGGCGCCAUAAUCACAGGCUGCAAUGUGGAGAAUGCAUCUUACGGACUGACGGUGUGUGCCGAGCGGACUGCCAUCCAGAGAGCUGUGGUGGAGGGCCACACACAGUUCAGCGCCAUCGCUGUGACAUGUGACAUCAAAGACCGCUUUGUUGGACCAUGCGGAGCGUGCCGACAGGUCCUCAUGGAGGUGAGGAGGUGUCUCUAA
Molecule: messenger RNA, 457 nt
Organism: Neolamprologus brichardi
Lineage: Eukaryota; Metazoa; Chordata; Actinopteri; Cichliformes; Cichlidae
Source: RefSeq, a predicted model, not a curated record